Molecule: messenger RNA, 1029 nt
Organism: Ostreobium quekettii
Lineage: Eukaryota; Viridiplantae; Chlorophyta; Ulvophyceae; Bryopsidales; Ostreobiaceae
Source: the annotation of a GenBank genome assembly
AUGCACCGCCGGUUCGCCAAGGCCACGCGCAGCGCUGAGGGCCAGCGGAGCCAGGCGCGUGAGUACAGGGACGUCAACGUGCACCGCCCCAAGGAGCACCACGACUACGACGACUACAGACUCGACUGGAGGCCCGUGGAUGGAUACUUCGUGCGGCAGUGCAUCGGGUCUGGGCGGUACAGCGAGGUGUACGAGGGCGCCAACGGCGCGAAGGAGCGCUGCGUCAUCAAGAUUCUGAAGCCGGUCAAGAUGAAGAAGAUCAGGAGAGAAGUGAAGAUACUGGAGACCCUCAAGGAAGGUCCCAACAUCAUCAAGCUGCUGGAGGUCAUAUGGGAUGAGAACAACAAGACACCAAGCCUGGUCUUUGAGUUCUGUAACAACUAUGACUACAGGUUCCUGUAUCCCACGCUGGGACUGGAGGACAUAAGGUACUACUUGUACCAGCUGCUGAAGGCUCUUGACUACGCUCACUCACAGGGAGUGAUGCACAGAGACAUCAAGCCUCACAAUAUAGUGAUCGACCACGACUUGCACAAGUUGCGCCUCAUCGACUGGGGCCUCGCGGAAUUCUACUUUCCAGGCAAAGAGUACAAUGUGCGAGUUGCCUCCCGGCACUACAAGGCUCCGGAACUGCUGGUGGAUUUGACUGACUAUGACUACUCGAUGGACUUGUGGGGUGUGGGCUGCAUGCUUGCAGGGAUGGUGUUCAAGAAGGAGCCAUUCUUCAACGGUGUGGACAAUGCGGACCAGCUGCUGAAGAUCACGAAGGUGCUUGGAACCGAGGACCUGUACAAGUGCCUCGCAAAGUAUGGCGUGGAGCUGGACCCCGCGCUGCGCAAGGCGCUGGGCAAGCGCAAGGGGCGCGGCUUCCUUAAGCAGGUGACCGACCACAACGAGCACUUGGCGGACGACGACGCCCUGGAUUUGAUGGCCAGGCUGCUGCGGUUCGACCACCAGGAGAGGAUGACGAGCAGGGAGGCCAUCGGGCACCCCUUCUUCGCGCCCAUCCGGGCGUGGGAAGGCGGCUGA